AUGCAUGUUUUUGUUACAGGCUCAACAGGCUUUGUCGGCUCAGCUGUCGUCAAAGAACUAUUAGCUGCCGGUCACUCUGUCCUCGGCCUAGCCCGCAGCGACAAAGGCGUCGAGCAGCUCAAGAGCCAAGGCGCUGAAGCCCUUUUCGGUACAAUUGAGGACUUGGAAGUUCUCAAGAAGGGUGCUUCUGUGUCUGAUGCCGUCAUCCAUCUGGCCUUUGUGCAUAACUUUGCCGAUUUCAUCGGCUGUUGCGCUAUCGACCGUGCCGCCAUUACUGCUAUAGGUUCUGCUUUGGUUGCGGCCGGAGGCAAUCGCGCCAUGGUCAUUACUUCAGGCACUAUGAUGCUGACUCAGGGAAAACUGGGCUAUGAGGAUGACGAGCCUGACAUGAGCCAUCCUAUGGCGGCAGCUCGCGGAGCUUCUGAGAAAGUGUGUCUCGAUUUUGCCAAGCAAGGUGUUCGGGCUAGUGUUAUUCGACUUCCUCCUACGACGCAUGGAGCUGGAGGGGUUUCUGGGUUCAUGGGCCCAUUUGUGAAAGUUGCACUUGAAAAGGGCGUCUCUGCAUAUGUUGGCGAUGGCCAGAAUCAUUGGUGCGCCGGUCAUCGUGACGAUGCGGCUAGACUGUACCGUCUGGCUAUCGAAAAAGCAGAGCCUGGAUCCGUUUUCCAUGCUGUUGCUGAGGAGAGCGUGACAGUUAAGGAUAUUGCUGCUGAAGUUGGCAAACAGUUGGAUAUUCCUGUUGUCAGCAUUCCUCCAGAGAAGGUGCCGGAGCAUUUUGGCUGGUUUCAAUUUGGAGCUAUGGCAGACAAUACUGCCUCGAGUGCCAAGGCCAUGGAGGUGCUGGGCUGGAGCCCUGCAGGACCCACGGCUCUGGAGGACGUCAAAGCUGUAGUUGACUUUACAAAGUCUCAUUCAGGAUAG
This is a messenger RNA of Fusarium fujikuroi IMI 58289, 921 nucleotides long. RefSeq names its product Weak similarity to Y.pseudotuberculosis CDP-3,6-dideoxy-D-glycero-L-glycero-4-hexulose-5-epimerase. NCBI's taxonomy places the organism in Eukaryota, Fungi, Ascomycota, Sordariomycetes, Hypocreales, Nectriaceae. The record is from RefSeq and is a predicted model, not a curated record. The transcript has a single exon. Bases 1 to 921 code for a protein of 306 amino acids.